This is a messenger RNA of Penicillium chermesinum, 984 nucleotides long. Its product is annotated as putative phosphorylase. Gene Ontology annotation, biological process: nucleotide metabolic process. The transcript has a single exon. Gene Ontology annotation, molecular function: ATP:ADP adenylyltransferase activity; ATP binding. NCBI's taxonomy places the organism in Eukaryota, Fungi, Ascomycota, Eurotiomycetes, Eurotiales, Aspergillaceae. The record is from RefSeq and is a predicted model, not a curated record. The coding region runs from base 1 to 984 and encodes 327 amino acids.
AUGCCCCUCGAUCUCAACUACGAUGAGAUCUCCUCCAAAUUCGACCGCCUCGUAGCGGACGGCAUCGUCUUCUACAAACCAAGCACUCUAAUCCCACUCACCCACCGCGGAAUGACCGUUCGUCCACCACAGAGCCCUCCAACCCCCCCGCACUUCCUAAUUUUACCUCCUCCUCCCUUCCAGUUCUCCUUCCACAUCAUCGAGGGCCACAAGACCAAGCCCCAAGAAGGCGACCCCGUCGCCGCCACUAAAGCAGCGCAGGCCGCGGCCUCCAACCCGGCGCCCUGCUUCGGGCCCGGCAGCGACAUCGCGAACGACCACCCCGAUAUCUGCAUCACGACGGUCAACGGGACGCACCUGCUCACCAUGAACAAGUUCCCCGUCUUCCGGCCCAUGUUGCUAUUGCUGACGGUGGAUUCGUACCGCCGUCAGCACGAGCCGCUUGCGCGGGCGGAUCUGGAUGCGGGCUGGAGCGUGAUCGAUGCGCUCCGGGCGGAGCAUUAUGUCUUCUAUAACUGCACGUUUCGGGCGGGGGCAAGUCGUCAGCAUAAGCAUUUGCAGAUCGUCCCGGCACCUGGGGCGAGCGAGGAGUAUGCGGCGGGGUAUCGCUUUUUCCCUGACUACGAGGGUGUCGGGCCUGGGGCGGAGUGGAGGGCUCCGUUUACGUAUUUCUUGGUUCGGUGGGAGGGAGCCCGCCUGGAUGCGGACUUUCUAUUAGAGAAGUAUCUGGGGCUGUUGCAGAAGGCGAGGGUAGCGCUGGGGGUGGCCGUGGAGGAGCAGGAGAUUCCACAUAAUUUUGUCCUGACCAAACGCUGGAUGAUGGUCAUUCCGCGCCGGGCUAAGGUGUCUCACGGUCUUACUGCUAACUCUGCGGGGAUGCUGGGCUCAAUGUAUAUUAUCAGUCAGGAGCAAUUGGACGCGUGGAAGGAGGCGGGGCCGACGAAUGUUUUGGCGGGGCUGGGCAUUGCGGACGAGGAGUUCUGA